This is a messenger RNA of Rhopalosiphum padi (bird cherry-oat aphid), 10262 nucleotides long. RefSeq names its product potassium voltage-gated channel protein Shal (gene Shal). Gene Ontology annotation, molecular function: protein binding; A-type (transient outward) potassium channel activity. The record is from RefSeq and is a predicted model, not a curated record. Gene Ontology annotation, biological process: protein homooligomerization; potassium ion transmembrane transport. Bases 979 to 3063 code for a protein of 694 amino acids. The transcript is spliced from 5 exons. Gene Ontology annotation, cellular component: voltage-gated potassium channel complex; membrane. Lineage: Eukaryota; Metazoa; Arthropoda; Insecta; Hemiptera; Aphididae.
UGCGCUCGGGUCAUUAGUUUUACGCGUUGCAACCGUACAGCAUACACUGUACAUAGAAUAUUAUAAACUAUAUAGACUACUACGCGGCGACGGGGCACGGCGUGACGGCGGCGGCGACGGAGCACGAUGACGGUGGCGGCGCGUUUUGAUAAAAAUAAAAAUAAAAAUAAAAAAAUAAAAUAAAACACUCGACCGAGCGAAAACCGCCGCUGCCGCCGCCGCCGCCGCGGUGCUGUACUACGCUGGCUGCAGUUCACCGAGUCGCCGCCGCGCACAGUCAUCCUUCAGUGUAGCUGCUUGUCGCGAGUCGGCCGGGUGUCUGGUGGUCGCUACAACCGAAAUCCGCGAUAGCACGCGUUCGCGACUACAUCGGUGGCUACUGUGUGUGUGUGUGUGCGUGUGCGUGCGCGUGUGAGCGAGUGUGUGUGUUCACGCGCGCGUCAGUGUACGAUCGUGUGCAUCGCGUACGCGUGAGAGGGUUGUGCGUAUGCGCGCGCGGUCACCGGUGUUUCUAUACACGAAUAAUACAAUAUUAUUAUAAAGCAAUACACCGGAGGUGGACGCCGCGGCGUGAACGGACGCGGCUUUCGCGAAUAUAUACACGUAAAAAUAAUAAAACGAGUAAACACAAUAUACGAAAAUCGAAUAAUUUCGCAUGGAAAAAAAAUAGACAGAUAUAAACCUGUACAUAUAUAUGUAAAUCGAGUGGAUUUCGGCGCGGCCCGUCGUCGCGGCUGCUGAAUAAUAUAAUAAUUAUUUUAUUUUAUUUCGCCGUCUCGUCUUUGGACUCCGGGGGAGACGACCGGGACGUCCGUGCACGCUUUGACGUUUCGGUGUGCCGGCGACGAUCAAAGACGACGUCGACAGUACAAUAGUGGCGACUGCGGCGGCGUGUACGGCGACCCGUGAGUAUGCUAUUUAUACGAGAACAACUGGACCGGCGGCGCUGCCGGUGAUACUGUCAUUCCACCGCACAGCAUGGCCUCGGUCGCCGCUUGGCUGCCGUUCGCCCGGGCGGCGGCCAUCGGUUGGGUGCCGAUCGCCACGCACCCACUGCCGCCGCCGCCGGUGCCCAAGGACCGGCGAAGAAUUGACGACGAGAAGCUACUGAUCAACGUCUCGGGGCGCCGGUUCGAGACAUGGCGGAACACGGUGGAGAAGUACCCGGACACGUUGCUCGGGUCCAACGAACGCGAGUUCUUCUACGACGAGGACUGCAAAGAGUACUUCUUCGACCGGGACCCGGACAUAUUCCGGCACAUACUCAACUACUACCGCACCGGCAAGCUGCACUACCCGAAGCACGAGUGUCUGACCAGCUACGACGAGGAGCUGGCGUUCUUCGGCAUACUGCCGGACGUCAUCGGCGACUGUUGUUACGAGGACUACCGGGACCGGAAGCGCGAGAACGCCGAGCGGCUGAUGGACGACAAGCUGUCGGAGAACGGCGACCAGAACCUGCCGCAGCUCACCAACAUCCGGCAGAAGAUGUGGCGGGCGUUCGGCAACCCGCACACGUCCACCGCGGCGCUCGUGUUCUACUACGUCACCGGUUUUUUCAUCGCCGUGUCCGUCAUGGCCAACGUGGUGGAGACGGUGCCGUGCGGCCACCGGCCCGGUCGCGUCGGCACGCUGCCGUGCGGCGAACGCUACAAGAUCGUGUUCUUCUGCCUGGACACGGCGUGCGUGAUGAUCUUCACCACGGAGUAUCUGUUGCGGUUGUUCGCCGCCCCGGACCGGUGCAAGUUCAUGCGCAGCGUCAUGAGCAUCAUCGACGUGGUGGCCAUCCUGCCGUACUACAUCGGCCUGGGCAUCACCGACAACGACGACGUGUCCGGCGCGUUCGUCACACUCCGCGUGUUCAGGGUGUUCCGGAUAUUCAAGUUCUCCCGGCACUCGCAGGGACUCCGCAUACUCGGCUACACGCUCAAGUCGUGCGCUUCCGAACUCGGAUUCUUGGUGUUCUCCCUGGCCAUGGCCAUUAUCAUAUUUGCCACGGUAAUGUUUUACGCCGAGAAGAACGUGGACGGUACGAACUUCACGUCCAUACCGGCCGCCUUCUGGUACACCAUCGUCACCAUGACCACGUUGGGGUAUGGUGACAUGGUACCAGAAACAAUAGCCGGAAAAAUUGUUGGUGGAGUGUGUUCACUCAGUGGAGUGCUUGUUAUCGCACUACCUGUACCAGUAAUCGUGUCUAAUUUCAGUCGAAUCUACCAUCAAAAUCAGCGAGCAGAUAAAAGAAAAGCUCAAAGAAAAGCACGGCUAGCUAGGAUAAGGAUAGCAAAGGCCUCUUCGGGUGCCGCAUUUGUAAGCAAAAAAAAAGCGGCUGAAGCCAGGAUGGCGGCUCAAGAAUCCGGGCUAGAGCUUGAUGAAAAUUACAGAGAAGAAGACAUAUUUGAACUGCAGCAUCAUCAUUUACUUCGAUGUUUGGAAAAAACGACUGAUAGAGAGUUUGUGGAGCUCGAAGUGCCAUAUAACGGUCAAUCAAAAAGGCCAUGCUCACCGUCUCCCCUACUGAGCCCUAGCCAUUCGGCAUUAAGCAGGGUGAACUUCUUAAGCUCAUGCUGUACAAGAUGCUGUAAUCAACGGUAUCAGCACAAGCGAGAGAGCUCGCCGGACUCGAUAGGAGAGCCCAUCAACGAGGAGGAGCUGAUCGAGGUGCAGAUGAAGCAGCGUCACACGUCCGCGGCGGCGGCGCCCGGCGGCGGCAAGUCGAGCAACUCGCUCGACUACAACAGCUGCGACAUGCCGUCCGCGUCCGCGGGCCACAAGUCGUCGGCCGCGGGUUCGCCGUCCUCGGCGUCCGCUUCGGCGGCCGCGACCACGGCGGUGGCCGGCAGCAGUGGCGGCGGCGGCGGCGUCGGGCCGGCCGGCGGCUCCACAUCCGUGGUGUCCGUGCACGGCUGCAACAACCCCAACUCGAGCACGUCGUCCGUCGUCGUCAACCUGCCCACGUCCUAUCCAAACUCGGAGAUGGACUACGGGUCGGCCUCGUACCCGCCGUCCCCGUCGCUGUCCUCCAACAACGACAAGCCGCAAGUGCGCAUCACGUUCCUCUAGCCGCCGUCCGACUCCGAACCACUACGUUGUAAUAUUAUUUUAUUGUUACGUUUUAUUAUUAUUAUUAUUAUUAUUAUUAUUAACCGUUCCAUUUCGUUUUUCGCUGCAGUCAUGCGCGCGUCGUUUCCCGUUUGUUCGUCUCGUCGCGUACACUUAUUCUGUCGUUUUACCGUAUCGUGUAUUGUUUUAAUAAUAUAGUACGUUUUACGGCCACGUGAUAAUAUUAAUAAUGAUAAUCGCCAUUAUUAAUAUCAUUAUCGUCGUUAUAUUAUUAUCGUUGUUAAUACUAUAUAUAUAUAUGUGUGUGUGUGUGUGUGUGUGUGUGUGUGUGUGUGUGUGUGUGUGUGUGUGUGUAUUAUAUUAUAUAUAGGUAUUUUACUUACCUGGCUAACCCUAAGUGUAUUAUUAUAGGCGCGUGCCCCUCCCCCCCCAAGUCAUUAGUCCGGCCUGUAGUCCCGUCGAGGGUGUGCGCGUUUCACAUAAACUGCAGUUUUGGUGUACCCAUAUAAAUAUUAAAAUAUAUGUCCUUUUAUAUAUAUAUAUACCUAGCUAGUUAGUCGACUCCGUCGCCGCCGCGAAAAUAACGUCACUCGCCGGUUUUAAGGUGUAGACACCGUUUUCAGACUUUGUCGGAGUGAUUGAGGACGAGGUGUCCGAUCACGUCAUCGUGUCCAUUGCCGACAAACGUAUCAUUCCGUUGGGAAUUCAAAAAUAAUAUGCCGUUUACUAAGAGAACGCUAUAUACUCGCAACAUGUGCGCGGUCGCCGUCCUACAAAUAUGAUAAAUAUUAAAUAACAAAUUCGAGUCGAGCAGAACCGAUCUCGUGUUGUCGGCUUUAAUACUGGAGUAAUGGAGUGAAUUGAAUCAUAGGCGUAACUAACCCUGAACUGAAGCCCACCCAAGCCCCCCCUCCCAGAAAUUUUGGAUAAAUUUAUGUGCAUAUAAACAUAUUAGUAUUAACUUUAUUUUUGCCUACAAUAUAACAAAAUAUAAUAAUAUGUUUUAUAUAAACGAAUAAACAUUCAAAUCAGUUGUAAACACCAAUAGAAACAAUAAAUAAUAAUCAAAUUAAAAAAAAUUUUCUAUAAAACAUUUUUAGGAAUUUAGCUCCCCCGGACUUAAAGGACUAGUUACACCUUUGAAUUGAAUUAAAAUUUCGAACAAGUUGAGCACAGAUAAUAUUCUUGACUUUGAUAUUAUUAGGUCAAUUAGCUUUAAUAUUAAAGCUAUAACAAUACACACAAUCGGAGACAACAUAUUCGGGUGUAGCGUCCUCUUGACAAUUUUUCAAAUACACACACACGUUUGUGCGAUACUUACGUCGUUACGAUUAUCUGCAUGACGACGACGACGACUACUGCUAUUAUGAUGAUGAUAAUACGCCUUGGCACUUAUGCGUAGGUAGGUACAUGACUCGCGUAGCAUUUUAAAAAUGUUUUUAAAAAAAACCAUGGGAGCUUUACAUUUAAUCUGUUUUCCUUCCCGUAUAAUGGUCGAAAUAUAAUUAUCUAUGCUAAUAUUAUUUUAUCGUGAAAAACAAAUUGUGUGACACCAUAGCCUUUUUUGUGUACCUAGUGACUACCUGUAGCUACCUACGCUCGUCAUAAAUUCUAUCCAGUCGACAUUGAACACCCACGCAGACGAACAACGGUUUGUCGCGUCAAGUCGUUCAUUCCGCCACCAGGAACAAACCCGCUACCCCACUCUCCCCACCCGUGUCCCACCACUAUCGAGCAUAUUAUAUAUACCUACUGGCUAUACACACAGUCCUUUCUGCGUAUAGAACAACGCAGUGAUUAAAAUAAUACGGCUUGUGUGCGAACCGAAUAAUGAAUACGUCUAACACGUAUGAUACAUAUAUACAAUUAUUAUUAUGUGCACGUGCGGAAUACAGUGUGGUAUCUGGUCGAACUUAGUCCCGGUCACAUCAACAAUUUCCGUCCACCCUGUGUGCAUGCAAUUUUAAUCGAGCAAAGUCCGAGUGGGGUUUGCACUAACAAUGCGGGGUUUGAAAUAAUAAUGCGUCAAGUAACAGCUGAAACCCGUCGACGGAGCUGCUCCUCGUCAUUACAUAUUUAAUCGUUAUUAGGGCCUAUUCAAAAACAUAUACCUACCCACUAAUUACUAUGUUACGACAAAACAAAAUUUUUUCAAACAUUAAUCGGGAGAAAUAUCGAUGAUUUCAUUUUCAUAUUCAAACAGACGAUCGAAACGGUAAUAGCUAUGGUUCUUAUUGUUCAAAAUUAUAAAACAAAAACUAUUACAACGUAUUUAAACAACGCAUACUAUUAAUUAUUAUAUCUUAAGUUCAAAAUGCAUCCACCGUAUAAUUAUUAAAUUCCAUUAUUCAACCAGUAGGUAUAUACUAAUCAGUUUAGAUACCUACGGCGGUAUCGCAUUCCCUUCUUGUUCGAUUAUUUUGUGAAAAAAAAUUUAAGUUUAAAAAUAAACAAUAACGCAAUAAAUUAUUGAUCCAUACAAAAAAUUCAAAUUUGUUAACUCAAUCAGAUGUGUUCAUAUUUUUCAGUUACAUAACUCAAAAUAUUUAAAAACAAAUUCAUUUUUAUCAGCCUCAAACUCUACGCCUCGACAGUUUAAUUGCAGUUUAUUACGUAUAUCAAAGCGAUUUGAUUUGUCUUUUCGUUCCACCAUUUAAAAUUUUAAAUCAGCCUACAAACUCCUUGUAGCGAUAUAAGUCUUGUAGAUAGAUGGAUGCCAUCCCCGUCCCAAUAGAUUAAAUUUUGGGAAUCUUAUCAUAUAUAUUCAAAUGUGUAGAUUUUGACAAAAUUCGUUAACUUUGACUGUUGUUUUGUAACAUAUAAUGGAUACGUAUAGGCAAAGGUAUAAUAUUCGCAGUUCAAUAAGCAUGAUGAUAAAUCAACUAAGUUCGCGUCAUAAUAUUAUGCAACGUGUAAAGAGUAAAUAAUAAUAAUUUUCUGUCAAGUUUAAUUUAUAAAACUAGUCUCUAAGUCAUAGUGGGUUUUGUUAAGGUUAUUUUCGGCCAAUAUUAAGUGUGAGGUACACAAAACGUGAGUUGUGAAGAAACGAGCGACACCAAAACGUCUGAUUUUAAUUUUCAAAGGACCUAGAUUUAUUAACAGUCAAAAGUUAUAUAGGUAAUACAUAAACUUUGAACAUUUUUUUUAUUAAUCUGUUACAUUUAAUCGUGGGUCUAUUGUUAUGAGGUUCUAAAUCGAUGUUUUUCAAAAAAGCACAUUUUUAAAAUUAAUUAGGAGAUACUUCUAUAGUUGUUUGUAGUUUAUGAUUGAUUCCUGUAAAUUUUAAAAUUAUUUUCAAUUAAAAAAUAUUAAUCACUAGAUAUCUACAUAAUUAAAAUUAUUAAGCCAAUGGACAAUCAGCUUACGUUUUAUUUACUAACUUACAUGUUCGAUCUUUUAUUAAAAAUAAAUAUAAUUUAUAGUAAAACGAUUGUUUUUACGUGACAGCAAAAUUUCAACAUUAUCUAAAUUAUAACUGAUCACUUUUAUAAUUUUUAAUUUUUAUUAAGACCUUAACACUUAUAGGUACGUAUUGAAUAUGUAGCGAUAUAUUUUUCUUAAAUAUUUGUUGACUUUUAAAUCAUAACAGCUAAACUAAACUAAAUAAAACUUAUUAUAAAAUGUAUUUGUCCAAACGUUAUUAUAUUAUAUUUUAGAAUUAAGUAUAUAGUCUAUAUCGUUUUUAAUGUGCAGAGAAAUUAUUUAUUUUAUGGGCAUACGUGAUUUUGCUGAUGAUCUAACAAAACCUGGAAUUGGAGUAUAUAUUAACUUAAAACGAUAGGUAUGUUCUUUCAGUAAUGGUGUAUUGUAAGAAAAUUUAUAUUUGUAAACAAUAGAAUUAUACCUAUGAACCUAUGUAUUAUUAUCAAGUUUUGAAAGUGCUCUUUGGAUAUACAAAAAUCGAUUUAGAACCCUUUUAUAUUUUUUAUACACGACCCAAGAAAUGUUAUCGACUAGAAUUAAAAAUUAGGACAAAUUCCAAAACAAUGUGGUUUAUUGGCACAUUGCCCUCGAUGUGCAUAUUUUAAUUUACUUUACUUAUCCCAUGUAACACCUGUUCUCGCCAAGGACUCUGGGCAGUGGGCACCAGUUAUAUUAUAUUUCUGUUACAUUACUAGGCUGUCCAUAUUUUGUAAAUAUAUUAUGAUUAUUAUUUUUUUAUUACUUUAUUUAUAAAUUAAAUUAUUACGACCGUGUAAAAAAUUUAACGUCGAUUUAAUACAAACCAUCAAUUAUCUUUAUUAUAGAUCCUGAGCGGGAGCAAAGAAGCUAUUAGUUUUACAAUUAUGUGUUUUAUUUUUUUUUCAAAAACGCUUUCUUUUUUAUUAAGGCUCCAUAAAUUGCAUGUGUGUUUAUCGAUUUUACAUUGUACCCAGAUGGUACUUUGGGUUUGUCAAAAGUGAGAAAUUCCCAAGAAAUUAUAUAGAAAAUUGCGAAAGACUGCAAAAGCAUCAUUCGACCUAUUUGUUCUCGACAUUAUUAAAGCAUAUAUUUAUUAUCAUAAUACUUUGAUCAUACCUACCGAUAGCUGUUCCUAUAUUAUAAUAAUAUAUUCACCAAACUUUUGUAACAUAUAUUUAUAAUAUACCAACAUUCAAACCUAAUAAUAAUAUUUAAUUUUACGAUAAGUCUGUACAGUUGUCAUAUUAUUACUAUAAUAAAUAAUAGAUCCACAAUAAAAUGUUUACUUCGUAAUUUAUUGUAAUAUCUUGAUUGAUAAUAAUAUAAAACAUUUUCGUCGAUUAUAGAAUCAACUAAUUACCUACUCAAAUUUUGUGAUUAAAAAAUUGUAAUUAUUUAAUAUUAUAGUUAGGUAUAUCAUAUAUUAAAUAUUUUUAAAACUCGAGAUAUAAUCUUAUGUUACAUAAUAAUAUAAUACAUGCUCUACUUUUUGUAUGUAUUAGAAAUUUUUCCCUGAACACAUAGGUCAAAAUGAUGGUUAUUACUUAUACUAAUUAUUAAAUGUCAAUAUAAUAUGUCUCAAUAAUGACAAAUUAAAAACACCAUGUUUUGAUCAUAUCGAACAGUAAUAUUAGAGGUAUAUUUAUUUUUAAUUAGUGGCUAAUUUAUUGCUAAAAAAAAAUGUACACAAAUGUGUAAAAAAACCAAAAAAAACUACCUAUUUUUAAAGAAACGAAACAGUUUACGUGGCAAAACACUUAUAAUACGAAUUGAUAUAGAAUAACACAAUCAUAAUAUUAUUAGAAUAAAAAACGACGCUACGUAACAAUUGAAUUGGAUCCCAAACUAAAAACGAUCUUUUUAAACAUCUAUAAUUGUGCCGAAGCAUGUGUGUAGUAGAUUAAAAUAAGCGUUUAAAUGAAAAUAUUCUAAAUCUCUUUUUUUUUAAUUAUUAUAAUUGAUAUUGAACGUAACGUCUGUCUGUCCAUAUCUACGAGUUUGUUGUACGAUAUAUUUGAGUCUUCUAGAUCUUAAAAGGGUCAUUAUUAUAUAUGUUAUAUAUUAUUAUAUUAUAUGAAAUUAAAUUAAACCAUCAAAAUAAAUAUAAUACUAUUCAUAACAAACAUUUUAUAUCAUAUAUAUCAUAAUAAUUGUCAUCGUUCUUGUUUAAAAUCGUUAGUUUUUUUCUUAUUAGUAUUUUUUAUUACUUGCGCUAACUCUCGAGUAGAUAAAAAAAAUAUAUAUAUUAAUAUAUAAAUAAUACAUAAAAUGAAUGUAUUAUAGAUAGAUACUAUUUAGCUAUAGAUCACCUGAAUCAUUAAACAGUUUAAACGCGUAACAGCCAACAGGUGUGUUUUCCAUUGUCUAUUGGACAUAAAUUGUUCAAUUGAACAUCUUUUAGGUAAAAUUUGUUAAUCUUUUUUAGACUUGUAUUAAUAAAAUAAUGGAUCAUGAAUAACUAUUAUUAUAUGCCUAUAACAUGUAAAAACAGUUUAAACAAGCAAACUAUCUAAUUUUUAACAGCGCAUUCAUUAUUAUAAUUAUUAUUGUUAACAGAUAAUAUUGAUGCAUUUAUGUUUUAAACAAUAUUAGAAAGACGAACAAAUUUAUUAAUGUUAAAAUUAAUUAUAUUUAUUAUUAUUAUUAUUAUUAUUAUUAUUAUUACAACAACCACUACUACUUCUACUACUAUUACUACUAUUACUACUAUUACUACUAUUACUACAACUACUACUACUACUACUACUACUACUACUACUACUACUACUACUACUACUUCUACUACUACUACCAAGGUCCACCUAUAUCCACCUAUAUAUCCACCUUGACUACUACUACUACUAUUACUAUUACUACUACUACUACUACUAUUACUAUUACUACUACUACAACAACAACAACAAUUACUACUAUUACUACUACUACUAUUAUAUCAGGGUGUUUUAAGAUAUUCUGGCCAAAUUAUUUAACAACAUCGGUUUUAAAAGCAUAUAUUAUAUCCUUUUGUGGAUUUUUACUUGAUAUCAAAUAUCUAUCGAACAAAACGUAUUUUUAUCAUACGAUCCAACUCAGUUUAUUACAUACUACCUACAUUUUUACGUAAAUAAAAUCAUUUAUUUUUAUUUAUACAUAAUAUGUGUGUGUGUAUAUAAUAUAUACCUAUACUGCUAUAGUAUACCUAAAUUAUACGUGCAAUUUAAAUUUAAAAUACCUAUAAGUUACUUUUCUACGUUAAAGUCUGCUUAGCUUCUUGCAUUACACCUUUAUAACAGUACCUAUUUAAAUAGAUAUCCAUAGAAAAUUUUUUUUAAGCCUAAUAAUUUCUAAAUGAAUUAACUUGUCUUCGUGCAUAGUUUGGCCAGGAUUGUCUGAAACAUUUGUCAGCUUGGCCCGAAAAGUUUUGAACGUUAUUAAUAAAUCCAAUCAAAUAACUGUUAAUAAAACUGUUUUAACAUUGUUUUAAUAUAUUAAAUUUAUACAAUUUGAUCAAAUGUACUAUGUAUUAUUAUUUUUAAUGAUUGGUUAAUUGAUCAAAUUAUAUUAGAUACAUUUGUCAGUCAUCUUUUCGGACCAUUCUGAUUAUUUUUCAUCAAUAUAGUCGUUUGUAUUACAUUCAAUUUGUUUAAGCAUGGUAAACAACUAAAUGAAAAAAAAAAAAGUUUUUUUUUUUUAUAAAUAAGCAAGUUACAAAUUGUUUAUAAAAUAUAUUAUACAACAGCUAAAUGGUAUAGAUUGUUUUUAAAAAUGCGAAUUUAGAAGUGGUUAUUUCGUUUUAAUAAAAAAAAAAUUCCUGAAAA